AUGGUAUUCCCUCUUGCUGAGCAUUCGAUUGAUGCUUUUGAGAUACUUGCAGAUUCGUUCAUUAAGGCCUAUGCUGGAGCAAGAAAGGUUCAGGCCAGAAAGGUGGACAUAUUAAGAAAUUCGCAGGGUGAAUCCGAGCUACUGCGAGAGUUUGUGAUCCGAUUCCGAAAAGAAAGGAUGUUGCUACUGGCGGUUCUAGAUGAGUGGGCAGCAAAGGCAUUCACGAAUGAUCGACAGUUCUCUAGAGGUCGCUUUCUACCAUACGAGAGGACCGAUAGGCGUAGAAACAAAGGGUUUCAGUCAUCGGAUAGGUUUGCUCCCGAUAGAAGAGUCGAUCGUGGUCGGAGCAACAUGUCGUUGCAGGAGAAAGAGGUACCAGGGGCACCAGAUUCUAUAUAUCCUAAGUUAUUAGAUUAUAACUUUAACAUCAACCAGGUAGAGUUGGUAUCGGCAAUGAGAUUUAUCAAAGAAGCGCGGUUCCUGAAGCCCAUCCGAUCAGAUCCUAGCCAGAGGGAUCCCAGUUUAUGGUGUGAAUACCAUGGGACACACGACCAUAGAACUGGGGACUACCGACAUCUUCACAAAGAGGUGGCAACAUUGUUGAAGAGUGGCCAUCUUAGAGAGUUUUUAAGUAACCGAGCUAAGAACAAAUAUGCCCGAAGUCGGGACAAUGCGGAGCCUUCGAAAAUAGCAGAAGGGUUACCCCAGUUUACUAUCAACAUAAUUUUUGGAGGAAACGAAGUCAAUGGUGUAACCUUUUCAGCAGCGAAGAAAAUGAAGAUAUCAGUGACUCAAAACAAGAGACUCCGGGAAAUAGCAGAAGACGAUAUCAUAUUCACGGAGGAGGAAGCUGACAUACUUCUUAUGACACACAAUGACGCUUUGGUAAUCUCUCUCAAUGUUUUAGAUUUAACAUUUAAGCGUGUUUUGGUUGAUCUAGGAAGUUCAGCCAACAUCAUCCAAUGGAGAGUUUUGGAGAGAGCGAAGUUGAUAGGUAUUCCGACGACAAAACUCCUUGCUAGCUUUAACUUGACAAGCGUGACAACCCGAGGAGAGAUUUUGCUGCCCACACACGCCGAAGGAGUAACAAAAAUAACUCUAUUCGAAGUGGUAUAUGGCGAUAUGGGUUACAAUGUAAUCCUCGAAAGGUCGUGGAUACACGCGAUGAAGGUUGUACCCUCAACAUAUCACCAGUUGUUUAAAUUUUCAACGCUGGAAGGAAUCAAGUAG
Molecule: messenger RNA, 1230 nt
Organism: Nicotiana tabacum (common tobacco)
Lineage: Eukaryota; Viridiplantae; Streptophyta; Magnoliopsida; Solanales; Solanaceae
Source: RefSeq, a predicted model, not a curated record